This is a messenger RNA of Aspergillus heteromorphus CBS 117.55, 2219 nucleotides long. RefSeq names its product aspartic endopeptidase. Gene Ontology annotation, molecular function: aspartic endopeptidase activity, intramembrane cleaving. Bases 134 to 1999 code for a protein of 621 amino acids. Gene Ontology annotation, biological process: membrane protein proteolysis. The transcript has a single exon. The record is from RefSeq and is a predicted model, not a curated record. Gene Ontology annotation, cellular component: cytoplasmic side of endoplasmic reticulum membrane; lumenal side of endoplasmic reticulum membrane; membrane. Lineage: Eukaryota; Fungi; Ascomycota; Eurotiomycetes; Eurotiales; Aspergillaceae.
AAAACAACCAUGGAUUGUUCUUGAACCCUUGACUUUCUCUCACUCUCACAUUAUUCCUGUCCUGUCGCUUUCCACAAUUCACUUCUAGGCCAUUUCUCCUUCCAAACCUUGCCGAACGGCCUUCGCAGCCAUCAUGGACGAGGUUAGCCCUCUCGCGGAGUUCCUGGGCCAGGCGAUCUACCAGUUCACCGCGAUCAAGCCUCUCCUGCCCACCUACGGACAUUUGCUCGUCUCCGCUCUUUUCCCGAUCUAUAUCGGCGCCCACGCUUCCCUCUCGAAACCGUCCUCCGCCGCAAAGCCACCGAAGGGAUCGCAGGAAGAUGGGUACGAGUCGGACAAUGAAGAGGAAGGCCCGGGGAACGAUCGCAAGAUGGAGGGCCUGGUGCCCAGCGAUGCGUUGAUGUUCCCUCUGACGGCCGGUCUCACCCUCGGUGGACUGUAUCUGGUGAUCAAAUACAUGGGCGCCGAGCUUCUCAAUAAGAUCCUCGGCUUCUACUUCUCGCAGAUGGGCAUUCUCUUCGCCGUGGCCUUUCUGAAGGACAGUCUUUCGGUUUUCCGGUCGUUUAUCUUCCCUCGCAAAUACAGCUCCUCCGGCAGAGCUUGGAAGCCGAAGCCUUCAGAGCGCAAGUUCGAGGGGGCUCGCGGAGAGGAUACGGAGUCCUUGGAAGUUCGCCAUUCUCCGCUGCCAGGCCUCUUGGGCGCGAUCCCCUUGCCGAACACGAUCCGCGCAGUGCUCUGGGCUUUGCGUGGCGUGGUAUAUUGGCGGGCUAGGCUCCGUGUCCAUGUGCAUCGUGUUGUCAGCGCCGAAUGCUGGCUUGGCGUGCUCGAUGUCCUCAGUAUCACUAUGGCUUUGCCUGCUAUCGGCUACUUCACCUUUGUGACCAAGCCAUGGUGGUUGACCAACUUCCUGGGCUUCAGCUUCUGCUACGGCACUCUGCAGUUCAUGUCCCCGUCUACCUUCGUCACGGGAUCUCUUAUCCUGGGAUCCUUGUUUUUCUACGACAUCUACUUUGUCUACUUUACCCCGUUGAUGGUGACCGUUGCGAAGAAAUUGGACGUCCCCAUCAAGCUGCUGUUCCCGCGCCCCGCGGGACCUGGAGAGGCGCCUGACACAAUCUCCUUGGCCAUGCUGGGCCUCGGUGACAUCAUCAUUCCCGGUAUGAUGAUAGGUCUGGCACUCCGGUUCGAUCUUUACCUCUACUACAAGCGUAAGGGUAUGCAGAAGGCACAGGCAGAGGGUAAUGGGUUGGACUUCGUCAAGCCUGUAUACCAGAUUGCGACAGGAGGAUGGGGAGAGCGCUUCUGGACCCGUUCUGUCACCCCCAAGACGCCGGAGGUGGAACCCCCGUACCACAACGCUCGAUCGUUCCCCAAGCCGUACUUCACGGCGAGUAUUAUUGGAUACGUUUUUGGGAUGAUCGCCACUCUUGUCGUGAUGCAGAUCUUUGACCACCCUCAGCCGGCCCUACUGUACCUGGUCCCUGGUGUUUUGAUUUCCCUGUGGGGAACUGCCCUGGUAAGGAGAGAACUCAAUGAGAUGUGGGAAUUCAGCGAUGCGGAAGAAGAGGAGGAGGAAGAUGAAAACGCGAGUGAGAAAAAAGACGACAAGAAGGAACCUACCGAACCCGCGAAGCAGGGCGGUUUCUUCUCCCGACUCUUUGGAAACGAGGCACCGUCCGAAACGUCCAAGAAGACCGAGGAGAGAAAGCCAGAGGCAUCAAGCAGCGGCGAGGAAUCUCAGGACCAGGAAACCGAAAAGAAGGACAGUGACGAGAAGAAGGACGAUGACAGCAAGAACUUCGAGCUGUUCACCAUCUCUCUAUACCAUCCUCGAAAGAGCGAUAGCGAGACCAGCCGGUCCCGCAGCCCGUCGGAGAACAGCAAGCCCACCGAGGACGAUGAAAACUGGUCCAUUGUCGGGGGCACCGAACGGGACGUUGAACCCCCAGCCAAAAGACUGCGCAGGAGUCCCAGACACGCAUCCGUGGACCCUAACUGAGCUCUCGCUGUUAUUCUUCUCGGUUUCAGCCCUCUAAGUCUACACAUCUGCUAGACACUACCGGAUAUUAUCUAUCCCCAUGGCAAGCGAAGCCUCAUGCAUGAUACACAAUAACGAAAGAAGUGAUGAUCUAGAGACUAGGUAGGUAGCAUGGUAUCAUUGAAUGUAACAUUAGCCCAUUGUUCAAAAUAGACAACAACAACAACACCAAUAUCAUAUC